AUGGGAAAGAUUCAGAACUCUGCCAGUGCUUCUAGUGCAUCGAAGAAACCUUUUGCUCCCUACGGUAAAAAACGAGAAGGCGAGACCAAUGCUGCCUCCAUCAUUCGAACAAGAAAUCCCACUUAUCCACAAGUAGCUGCCAUAGCUCCCGUCCAACCGAGUCAACAACAACCAUUUGCAAUUCCUGUUCAAACUCAACAACAACAACGGGAGAUAGGACCCCCACCAGCGGUUCUUCCUCCCGCUUAUGAUGCAAAUGCCCGCAGUGAAUUUCAUUCUAGCGCUCCUGGGCAUUCGAUCGAGAAUUAUAAAGCAUUAAAGUACAAGGUUCAAGAUCUUAUUGACUCUAAGGCAAUCACAUUUUCCCCCAAGGGGCCGAAUGUAAAUAAUAACCCGAUGCCCCCUCACAACAAUGCAUCAGUGAACAUGAUGGAAGCUGACAAUGGAAGGAGAUUGAUGUCCUGUGUGGACGAAACAUUGAAGUCUGUCAUAGAACAAUUAAUGAACCAAGGGAUCUUGGUGGUAGACUACCCAUCCACAAAGGAAGAUGUGUCUACCCUCGAGAUACCAUACGACAAAGUCCCUCCUCUGCAAAUUCCAUAUGACUUCUCUCAGUUAACUCUGUCGGCAAAUCCUGUUACUCCAAUCAAAAUUCAAGAAGAACCGUUAAAGUCUAGUGAUCCAAUGAUCAAUAUCACCGACACUAGCGGAAUCACGAGAAGUGGAAGGAUAUUUGCGCCGACAGUCACUCCAAUUGGAACUAUCAAUCCUUCAACUUCGGACAAAGGCAAACAAAUUGAUGGCGCUCAGCAAAGACAAGACCCCGCACCUUCCAAUGAAGUAGACGAGUUCUUCCGCAUUAUCAAGAAAACCGAUUAUCGAGGAUGCUUUGGCAAAAUUUCUGAGGACAACUCACGUACCGCAAGAGAUAUCUGUUUGUCAGUUGAAGGAGUAGUUAACAAUAUCGCCACUAGCUUAAGCUUGGGUUUCAGUGAUAAAGAGCUUCCCUCCGAGGGGAGGAAUCAUAACAAGGCUCUCCAUAUUUCUAUUGAGUGUGUGGACACAUUCCUAUCAAGAGUUUUGGUAGACACUGGGUCUUCCCUCAAUGUGAUGCCUAAGAGCUCCUUUGCUAAACUAAAUGUUGAAGGACUCGUAAUGAAGCCGAGUGAGCUUAUAGUAAGAGCAUUUGAUGGGACUAGAAGGACUGUAAUCGGUGAGGUGAAUUUGCCUAUGAAGAUUGGUCCCCAUAUUUUCCCUAUCACUUUCUUCGUAAUGGAUAUCUAUCCAGCCUACAGUUGUCUGCUUGGGAGGCCUUGGAUCCAUUCAGCUGGUGCAGUCACUUCGACGCUCCACCAAAAAUUGAAAUUCUUAGUUGAUGAUAAGCUAGUUGUUGUCGAGGGUGAGGAGGACAUUGUGGUAAGUCACCUCGCAUCUUUCCAAUACGUUGAAGGAGAAGGGGAGAUAAGGGAAGUCCCAUUCCAAUCAUUUGAAGUUAUCAAUGUUGAAAUGGUUUGCCCAGCAAGGGAUGAAUCAAAAGAUGCCGAAUCUCCAAUGGCAUCUCUUAAAGACGCCAUGACAAUCAUAAAGGAUGGACACCGCCAAGGAUGGGGAAGAUUGCUUGAACUUCCUGCCAACAAGGACCGCAUCGGUUUGGGAUACAACUCCCAGAAUUUGAAGAAGCCCGCACCGAUAGCUACAAGGGGAUCAGUGCUCCCGCUAUCCGAAAACUUCUCAAGUGCUGGUUACCUGGAUGACAACCGUAUUUAUGCCGUAGAAGAAGAAGAAGAAGAAGAUGAUGGGUUGAUCUUCACAAAGACUGAUGGAAAUGGUGCCACCAAAUGGACCGAGUUUGAAAUACCUAAAGUGACCUUGAUUGAAAUAUCAUCCUCGACAACCACCAAUGACAAUUCUGCUACAGUCCCAUACGACUUUGACAACCCGAUUAAUCAAGCUGAUGAAGAGUGUGAGAAAGAGGCCGAACUCCCAGAAGAAUUGGCAAGGCUGCUCAAGCAGGAGGAAAAAGUCAUCCAGCCGCACGAAGAAUCAGUGGAAGUGAUUAACCUUGGGAUAGAUGAGGAAGCGAAAGAAGUCUGA
Lathyrus oleraceus (garden pea) is the source of this 2094-nucleotide messenger RNA. RefSeq lists its product as uncharacterized. The record is from RefSeq and is a predicted model, not a curated record. Gene Ontology annotation, molecular function: aspartic-type endopeptidase activity. Gene Ontology annotation, biological process: proteolysis. The transcript is spliced from 6 exons. The coding region runs from base 1 to 2094 and encodes 697 amino acids. NCBI's taxonomy places the organism in Eukaryota, Viridiplantae, Streptophyta, Magnoliopsida, Fabales, Fabaceae.